CAGACUCUCUGCUGAGCUGCAGCUGCUGAGGUGAGUCAGAAUUCUGCUGGGAUCCCCCAGCAAUGGCUAUAAACCUCCCUGCCCAGCGCUCCUCCGGCACUUCACAGAGACUCUCUGGACACCUCCCGCUGCCCAGGGCAGCCCCUCUGCUGAGCAGGAGCUGGUUACAGGGACAGGAAGUAGCCGUGCCGUUCCACGGAACUGGAACUGAACGUACCCAACCGACCCCGCCAUGGCAGCUUCCAACUGGACCACGCCCAACCCCUCCACCUUCAUCCUCUCCGGCAUCCCAGGGCUGGAGGCAGCGCACGUCUGGAUCUCCAUCCCCUUCUGCUCCGUCUACAUUCUGUCCAUCCUGGGGAACGGCCUCCUCCUGGCUGUUAUCAAGACCGAGCCGAGCCUCCACGAGCCCAUGUACCUUUUCCUUUCCAUGCUGGCGCUUGCCGACCUGGUCGUAUCCACCACCACCCUGCCCAAAACCCUCUGCAUUUUCUGGUUCAGAGACAAGGCUAUUCACAUCAACAGUUGCCUGGCCCAGAUUUUUUUGAUUCACUCAGUUACUACCAUGGAGUCUGGGUUCAUGCUGGCCAUGGCCUUUGAUCGCUACGUUGCUAUCUGUAACCCGCUGCGACACUCGGCCAUCCUGACCAAUCGGGCCAUAACCAAGAUAGGGUUGGGCGUUGUGAUGAGGGGAUUCGUGUUAUUAGGCCCACACCCAUUCCUGCUUCAGCGACUCCCGUACUGCAGGACAAGAAUCAUUUCUCACACCUAUUGUGAGUUCAUGGCGAUGGUGAAACUGGCCUGUGCAGACACAACGGUCAUGAGUACCUAUAGUCUAGCAGUAGCGUUUCUUGCCGCGGGAUCAGAUUUUAUCCUCAUUGUCCUGUCCUACAUCCUGAUCCUCUGGGCCGUCUUCAGAUUCCCCUCCAAGAAGGCACGGCAGAAGUCCCUCGGCACCUGCAGUUCCCAUGUCUGUGUCAUGCUGGUGUUUUACAUCCCCGCGCUCUUCAACUUCCUCUCCCACCGCUUCGGCCACGUGGCUCCCCACGUUCACAUCCUCAGCGCCAACAUUUACCUGCUCUUCCCUCCCAUGAUGAACCCCAUCAUCUAUGGGGUGAGGACCCCUGGGAUCAGGCAGAGGGCGCUCCACAUCUUGGGCAUCAAAUCAGCCUGA
Molecule: messenger RNA, 1174 nt
Organism: Chelonia mydas (Green sea turtle)
Lineage: Eukaryota; Metazoa; Chordata; Testudines; Cheloniidae
Product: olfactory receptor 52K2
Exons: 2
Coding region: 233-1174 (313 amino acids)
Biological process (GO): G protein-coupled receptor signaling pathway
Cellular component (GO): membrane
Molecular function (GO): olfactory receptor activity; G protein-coupled receptor activity
Source: RefSeq, a predicted model, not a curated record